Messenger RNA from Lates calcarifer (barramundi perch), 1555 nucleotides. RefSeq names its product parapinopsin-like. Gene Ontology annotation, molecular function: G protein-coupled receptor activity. Lineage: Eukaryota; Metazoa; Chordata; Actinopteri; Centropomidae. The transcript has 4 exons. Bases 67 to 1236 code for a protein of 389 amino acids. The record is from RefSeq and is a predicted model, not a curated record. Gene Ontology annotation, cellular component: photoreceptor outer segment; membrane. Gene Ontology annotation, biological process: G protein-coupled receptor signaling pathway; visual perception.
UAGUCUAGAGAUCUUGGAAAUAAGAAGAGCCGAGUGGUUGGACAGGGAUCAGAACUGAUAAUAUCAAUGACGCGGUGUCCUGAGCCAGGCAGAGAGUUCGGGGCUUCAGUCUCUGGCCUCACAGUUGUUUCACCUGGACUUCAUUUAGGCACCAUGGACACGAACAGCACCCCGUGGAGCCCUGGCUCUCACCCUCCGUCCGUCCACGCCGAGAUGGUAACCGUGGCACCCACGAUCUUCCCUCGGCUGGGCUACAGUAUUCUUUCUUUCCUCAUGUUCAUCAACACAUUGCUGACGAUUUUUAACAACGGUCUCGUGAUAACUGUGCUGCUCAGGAGCCCGGCUCUGCUCCAGCCCAUGACCGUCUUUAUCCUCAGCCUCGCAGUGUCUGACCUCAUGAUAGGCCUGUGCGGCUCCUUGGUCGUCACCAUCACUAACUACCAAGGCUCUUUCUUCAUUGGCCACGCAGCCUGUGUGUUUCAAGGAUUUGCUGUCAAUUAUUUUGGUCUGGUGUCUCUCUGCACUCUGACCCUGCUCGCCUAUGAGCGGUACAACGUGGUGUGCAAGCCGAAAGCUGGUUUCAAGCUGAGCAUGCGGAGAAGCAUCAUUGGGCUGCUGUUUGUCUGGGCCUUCUGCCUGUUCUGGGCUGUGACUCCGUUGUUCGGCUGGAGCUCCUAUGGACCAGAGGGAGUCCAGACCUCCUGCUCUCUGGCCUGGGAGGAGAGAUCGUGGAGCAACUACAGCUACCUUGUGCUCUACACGCUCCUCUGCUUCAUUCUCCCUGUUGCGGUCAUCAUCUAUUGCUACUCCAAAGUGCUUACAUCCAUGAAUAAGCUGAACAGGAGCGUGGAGCUCCAGGGUGGGCGUUCCAGCCAGAAGGAGAACGAUCACGCCAUCAGUAUGGUCCUGGCCAUGAUUAUAGCUUUUUUUGCUUGCUGGCUGCCCUACACAGCACUGUCAGUGGUGGUAGUUGUGGAUCCAGAGCUCUACAUCCCUCCACUGGUUGCAACCAUGCCCAUGUACUUUGCCAAGACCAGCCCUGUCUAUAAUCCAAUCAUCUACUUCCUUUCCAACAAACAGUUCCGCGACUCCACUCUGGAGGUGCUGUCAUGCGGCCGCUACAUCCCCCACGGGCCCCCAAGCAUCAGCAUCAACAUGAGUACCUUGAACAGGAGGCGCCAAUUGACUUCCCUAAGCAGGAAUUUCAACACACACAGCAAGGUGUUGCCUCUGUGACUUUCUCCAGCUAAAAAAAUAAAUAAAGAAGCCGUGGUUGUCAGUGUUUCUUGGUGCCUCGUCAAGGACACAGACCUGCACAUCUACAGGCUCAUGUCUUUCAGAGAGGUCCUCACUGUAGCCAGAUGAGAACAGAAUCAGCUCAGAGACUUAUCGCUGACAUUCAGAAGGUGGACAAAAUAACAGGGAAACCUUAGUGUAUGCGGUAAUGCAAUCCAAAUCAAUAAUACUGAAAAAGAGCUUAUUUUGUUCAUCUUUUGUUUGAUCUCCUUUUGAGACUACUUUGUUUUGACAAAAGGUGUCCCUGUACUGUCCAUCC